Molecule: messenger RNA, 1251 nt
Organism: Hyaena hyaena (striped hyena)
Lineage: Eukaryota; Metazoa; Chordata; Mammalia; Carnivora; Hyaenidae
Gene: GRHPR
Product: glyoxylate and hydroxypyruvate reductase
Exons: 9
Coding region: 44-1030 (328 amino acids)
Cellular component (GO): cytosol
Molecular function (GO): NAD binding; glyoxylate reductase (NADPH) activity; hydroxypyruvate reductase (NADH) activity
Source: RefSeq, a predicted model, not a curated record
UCCGUCCCGCGGUCCGGGUCAGAGUCGCGCGGCUGCAAGGUGGAUGAAGCCAGUGAGACUCAUGAAGGUGUUCGUCACCCGCAGGAUCCCCCCCGAGGGCUGGGCCGCGCUCGCCCGCGCCGCAGACUGCGAGGUGGAGCACUGGGACUCGGAUGAGCCGAUCCCCGACAAGGAGCUGGAGCGAGGGGUGGCCGGGGCCCACGGCCUGCUCUGCCUCCUCACCGACCACGUGGACAAGAGGCUCCUGGACACCGCAGGAGCCAAUCUCAAAGUCAUCAGCACAAUGUCCGUGGGCGUUGACCACUUGGCUUUGGAUGAAAUCAAGAAGCGCGGCAUCCGUGUGGGCUACACCCCAGAUGUCCUGACAGACGCCACGGCAGAGCUCGCCAUCUCCCUGCUUCUCACCACCUGCCGCCGCCUGCCAGAAGCCAUGGAGGAAGUGAGGAGUGGUGGCUGGACGUCGUGGAAGCCGCUGUGGAUGUGUGGCUACGGACUCUCGCAGAGCACGGUCGGCAUCAUUGGGCUGGGGCGCAUAGGCCAGGCCAUUGCUCGGCGUCUGAAGCCUUUCGGCGUCCAGAAAUUUCUAUACACAGGGCGCCAGCCCAGGCCUCAGGAGGCAGAAGAAUUCCAGGCCGAGUUUGUGUCCACCCCCAAGCUGGCCGCCGAGUCUGAUUUCAUCAUUGUGGCCUGCUCCUUAACGCCUGCAACCAAGGGACUCUGCAACAAGGACUUCUUCCGGCAGAUGAAGAAGACAGCCGUGUUUGUCAACAUCAGCAGGGGAGACAUCGUGAACCAGGACGACCUGUACCAGGCCUUGGCUGGCGGGCAGAUUGCCGCUGCUGGACUGGAUGUGACGACCCCGGAGCCACUGCCUACAAGCCACCCUCUCCUGACCCUGAAGAACUGUGUGAUCCUGCCCCACAUUGGCAGUGCCACCUACGGGACCCGAAACACCAUGUCCUUGUUGGCAGCCAACAACUUGCUGGCUGGCCUGAGAGGGGAGCCGAUGCCCAGUGAACUCAAGCUGUAGCCAGACGGGAGUCCUGGAAGGUCAGGAGGCCAACAGUGCCCUUGGAGUGUGUCAGUGGGCACAGGCUUCACUUGGGCCCAGAGGACGGGAGCCAAGGAAGAAAGUCUGAUCUGCUCCCAUCCUGCAGAAGGAAGACCGGUGCUGACACACGGGCUUGCCGCUUUUGUGGUUCGAAUCAUCUGAGCCAAAAGUAUGUGAUCCUAUUAAAGAAUUGUCUGAGA